This is a messenger RNA of Salvia miltiorrhiza (redroot sage), 1936 nucleotides long. RefSeq lists its product as uncharacterized. Gene Ontology annotation, cellular component: membrane. The coding region runs from base 64 to 1368 and encodes 434 amino acids. The record is from RefSeq and is a predicted model, not a curated record. Gene Ontology annotation, molecular function: UDP-N-acetylglucosamine-dolichyl-phosphate N-acetylglucosaminephosphotransferase activity. Gene Ontology annotation, biological process: protein N-linked glycosylation; dolichol-linked oligosaccharide biosynthetic process. The transcript is spliced from 10 exons. NCBI's taxonomy places the organism in Eukaryota, Viridiplantae, Streptophyta, Magnoliopsida, Lamiales, Lamiaceae.
UAUAUAUCAUACCUAGAGAGACGGACGCACAAGUGAGUGAUCCCCCGGCUUCUAGUUUCAACAAUGGCUGCUAGGAAGCGACCUUCAGCAUCUGACGCCGCAAAAUUUGAACCGGAAAAAUCAAGACCCGAGAUCCAUCAAACGGAUUCCCCAAUUCGUCCCGCGAAAUUCUUCACAAUCUCUAAAAUCUUCCUCAUAUUUGCCAUCCCAUACUUUUUCUUGAUUUUCUCUUACUGUAAGAUUGAAUAUGAGCUUAAAAAGCCGAUCCUCAUCAAUUCGCUCGUCAGUUUUAUCGGGUUUUUCGUUACCGUGAGCUUGAUUCCUGUGGCGUCCAAGUAUGUAUCGCGAAGGAAUUUAUUUGGGUAUGAUAUUAACAAGAAAGGCACUCCCGAUGGAUCCAUCAAAGUGCCAGAAUCACUGGGUAUUGUAGUUGGGAUUGUUUUUCUUGUCGUGGCAAUCUUGUUUCAAUAUUUUAACUUCGCUGCAGAUUCAAAUUGGUUGGUUGAAUACAAUGCUGCGUUAGCAUCAAUUUGCUUCAUGAUUCUCCUUGGGUUUGUUGAUGAUGUCCUUGAUGUACCUUGGAGAGUGAAGUUAGUGUUGCCAUCUAUUGCUGCGCUUCCCUUGUUAAUGGCCUACGCAGGCCACACAUCUAUAAUUAUACCGAAGCCUCUUAUUCCAUAUGUUGGGGUAGAGAUUUUAGAUUUAGGGUGGAUAUAUAAGCUAUAUAUGGGGCUCUUAGCUGUCUUUUGCACCAAUUCUAUCAACAUUCACGCUGGUAUAAACGGGCUUGAAGUUGGACAGACAGUGGUUAUUGCAUGUGCUAUCUUGAUACACAAUGUCGUGCAAAUCGGAGCAUCUGCAGAUCCUGAAUACAAGCAAGCACAUGCUUUCUCCAUUUACCUUACACAGCCUUUGCUUGCCACUUCUCUAGCAUUGCUUUCUUACAACUGGUAUCCCUCGUCAGUUUUUGUUGGCGACACCUACACUUACUUUGCCGGAAUGACCAUGGCAGUGGCUGGCAUUUUAGGCCAUUUCAGCGAAACACUUCUGAUUUUCUUUGCGCCUCAAGUUCUCAACUUCUUGCUAUCACUCCCUCAGCUGGCUGGUAUUGUACCUUGUCCACGGCAUCGACUGCCUAGGUUUGACCCAAAGUCUGGCCUACUGACUGGAACGAAUGAUGGUACUCUGGUGAACUUUUUCUUAAGACAGUUCGGGAAGAAGACAGAGAAGUCUCUUUGUAUUAUGUUACUAGUUUUCCAGGUAACAACUUCCCUCUAUUAUGCCAUGCUCAAUCUGCAGAUUCUUUCAUCUUCUCAAUCAUCCAUUUCACCCCACCCAACACACUUACCCUUUUUUUGUGAAUGUUAAAUCUGCAGAUUCUGUCGCGGUUUAUAGACAUUAUUUAUUAGAAUUUCUAGUGUUGGCUUCACUUUAAUUUCUAUCUUUGAAAAUAUGCAUUGGUAAGAAGUAGUAUUAAAACAGUAAGCAUUGCUCGACUUAUGUGCUGCAGGCCCUAUGCUGUGGAUUCUGUUUUUUGCUGCGGUGGUUCCUCACUGGCUGGUACAAAUGAAGGACGGAAUGAGAGAGAAUCUUGCUGAUUGUCAUCAUCAGUUGCUAUUUCCAUAUAUCGAUCCAACAAAUGAUUCUGAUGAAGUAAAAUGUGUCGUUGAAUCCAGUUUCGAGUAAAAGUAGAGUAAGCUUUUUGCUGAUAGAUUUUGCAUUUUAUCUUGAACAUUGGCGAGAGAUAUUGUCAGAAACAUGCGUAGUUAUACAAGAAUAGCUGAUCUUUUUGGGUAUUAAGGAGAUUUUUGUAGCUCAAUGUAAAUGACUAUAUAUAGGCAACCAUUCAAUUGCAUGGUGAUGUUGGAACCACAAACAUCUCAUUUAGUGACACCACUCUCUAAUAUAUAUAUAUAUGAUUCCCAGCCAUUAAAAA